CUAAUAACUUUCCAGAUUCCGACCAAGCCCCGACUCUCUCUCUCUCCCCCUCUCUCCUCCUUAGUAGAAAAGAAGCACUCUUCUUUCCGAUCAACUUUCCUUUUCAGAUAACUCUUUCUUUCUCUUUUAGUUUUCUAGAUAAGGUUUGCAUUUGUGCUUAUUUAACAUUUUGUUUUACUUGGAUAAAAGAAAAUUACAAUUAUUGAUUUGCAACUUAUCAUUGAAGCAUAUGAUGUUUGCAUCCAAGUCAAGAAAUUUUAGUAACUAAUUAUUUCAACUUUCCCGGUAUCAAAAUUUAAUGGCUAGUUUUUAUGGGAAUUGGAAAUAGAUAGUUUGCUUAAUUAAGCUAAAGCAAUGAUGAUGAUGAUGGUAUAUAAGGGAAUGAGUAAUUGGUUCCUAUGUGGUUGUCUUUAGAUUUUCUUGGCAUUUUUGGAAUUCAAAGUUAACUAAUAUGGUUCGUGGAAGAGAUGCUUGUUGGGAACAUUGUGUUCUUGUGGAUGCAACAAGACAGAAGGUUAGAUGCAAUUAUUGUAAUAGGGAAUUCAGUGGAGGGGUUUACCGGAUGAAGUUUCAUCUGGCCCAAAUUAAAAACAAAGAUAUAGUCCCCUGUGCAGAAGUCCCAGAUGAUGUGCGAAAUCACAUUCAAAGCAUACUAAGUACUCCUAAGAAACAGAAAACUCCUAAGAAACAGAAGACUGAUCAAGCAGAAAAUGGUCAGGAUAAUAGCUCUUCUGCUAGUGGCGGGGUACAUCCUAACCGUGGAUCUAGUGGUCAACAUGGUAGCACCUGCCCAUCUUUGUUAUUUUCACGCCCCUUGCCCACUUCACAGCCAGUUGUGGAUGAUGCUCAAAAUGAAAAACAGAAUAAUGCUGAUAAAAGAAUUGCAGUGUUUUUCUUCCAUAAUUCUAUUGCGUUUAGUGCGGCUAAAUCAAUUUAUUAUCAGGAGAUGUUUGAUGCUGUAGCCGAGUGUGGGCAGGGAUAUAAAGCUCCAAGUUUCGAAAAGCUGAGAUCCUCCCUACUGGAGAAGGUGAAAGGUGACAUACACGACUGGUAUAGAAAAUAUAGAGACGACUGGAAAGAAACAGGUUGCACAAUCUUGUGUGACGGCUGGUCUGAUGGGAGAACCAAAUCAGUUAUUGUAUUUUCAGUUACAUGCCCCAAAGGGACACUAUUUCUGAAAUCAGUUGAUAUAUCAGGUCAUGAAAAUGAUGCUAAUUACUUGUUUGAGUUGCUUGAGUCAAUUCUUUUGGAGGUUGGCGUGGAAAAUGUUAUACAAGUAAUCACAGAUAGUACUGCCAGUUAUGUUUAUGCAGGAAGGCUUCUCAUGGCCAAGUAUAGCUCAUUGUUUUGGUCGCCUUGUGCUUCUUAUUGUGUCAAUAAGAUGCUGGAGGAUAUCAGUAAACAAGAGUGGGUGGGUACAGUCAUGGAAGAAGCAAACACAAUCACCAAGUACAUUUACAGUCAUGCGUGGACUUUGAAUAUGAUGAGGAGGUUCACCGGUGGAAGGGAAUUGAUCAGGCCUAGAAUUACUAGAUAUGUGAGUAAUUAUCUCUCUUUGAGGGCCAUUGUUAUCCAGGAGGACAAUUUAAAGCAUAUGUUCUCUCAUUCAGAGUGGUUAUCAUCCAUGCAUAGUAGACGUCCAGAUGCUCAGAUUGUUAAAUCCUUCUUGUCUCAAGACCGGUUUUGGAAGUUUGCACAUGAAGCUGUGAGCAUCUCUGAACCACUUAUUAAAAUUCUGAGGAUUGUUGACGGGGACAUGCCUGCAAUGGGGUAUAUAUACGAAGUAUUAGAGAGGGCAAAGGUUUCUAUUAAGGCGUAUUAUAAGGGCAUUGAAGAUAAAUAUAUGCCAAUCUGGGAAAUAAUUGAUCGAAGAUGGAAUAUACAGCUCCACUCCCCUUUACAUGCUGCAGCAGCAUUUCUCAACCCCUCAAUUUUCUACAACCAAAACUUUAAAAUUGAUUUAAGAAUGAGAAAUGGGUUUCAAGAAGCUAUGAUCAAGAUGGCUACCUCUGAUAUAGAUAAAAUAGAAAUCACCAAGGAGCAUCCAAUAUACAUAAAUGGUCAAGGUGCCCUUGGUACUGAUUUUGCAAUCAUGGGGAGGACACUGAAUUCUCCAGGUGAUUGGUGGGCUGGAUAUGGCUAUGAAAUUCCCACUCUGCAGAGAGUUGCUAUCAGAUUACUUAGCCAACCUUGCAGUUCCCAUUGGUGCAGAUGGAAUUGGAGUACCUUCGAAAGCAUACAUACCAAGAAACGCAACAAAGCAGAGCUGGAAAAACUAAAUGAUUUGGUUUUUGUGCACUGCAAUCUUUGGCUACAAGCCAUUUACCAAAGUAGGGUUGGAAAUUGUAAACCUGUUAUCUUUGAUGAAAUAGAUGUUAGUUGUGAAUGGCCUACUGAAUUGGAGCCUUCAACCCCUCUUUUAGAUGAUUCUUGGCUGGACAAUUUGCCCCUCGGCAGUCCUUGAAACUGUACAUAAAAGGAUUACCGAUAUAUUCAGUUAAUGGUUCUGUGAUGUUGUAUCUCGAUAGAGUAAUUCAUGGCGGUGCAUAUUUUGAGCUUCUUCAAGUUAUGGUUAAGCGAAGGCUCAGUUAGGUAGAGUUGUGCAUACAAUUCAAGAAGGCAAAACGCAGCCAUAGAGAAAAGCUCCACCUUUGUAGCUUUUUCAAUAGAUAGCAAUCUUAUUGCUCACAAAAUAAAUAAAUGAAAUAUUAUUCUCUUACCUUA
Ricinus communis (castor bean) is the source of this 2724-nucleotide messenger RNA. RefSeq lists its product as uncharacterized. NCBI's taxonomy places the organism in Eukaryota, Viridiplantae, Streptophyta, Magnoliopsida, Malpighiales, Euphorbiaceae. Gene Ontology annotation, molecular function: DNA binding; protein dimerization activity. The transcript has 3 exons. The coding region runs from base 452 to 2464 and encodes 670 amino acids. The record is from RefSeq and is a predicted model, not a curated record.